CCGACCGCACGCGCUGAACGUCCACUCGUACCGUGCGCCGGCCUUCUGCGACCACUGUGGGGAGAUGCUGUUCGGCCUGGUGAGACAGGGGCUGAAGUGUGACGGCUGCGGGCUGAACUACCACAAGCGCUGCGCCUUCAGCAUCCCCAACAACUGCAGCGGGGCCCGUAAGCGCCGUCUGUCCACCACCUCGCUGACCAGCAGCCAGUCGCUGCGGCUCAGCGCCAGCGAGUCCCUGAGCAGCGUGGCAACGGCCUCCACCACCUCCACCGCGUCCGAGGAGGCCAGCCUGGUCCGCUCACACACCCAGAUGCCUCGCACGCCCAGCGAGGCCCGCCGCUUCUACACGGGCCGGCCGGUCCACCUGGACAAGAUGCUGAUGAGCAAGGUGAAGGUCCCCCACACCUUCACCGUGCACUCGUACACCCGGCCCACCGUGUGCCAGUACUGCAAGAGGCUGCUGAGGGGGCUCUUCAGACAGGGACUGCAGUGCAAGGAUUGUAAGUUCAACUGCCACAAGCGCUGUGCGUACAAAGUGCCCAACGACUGCCUGGGGGAGACGGCUGGAGAGAACCGAGGGAACAGUGACACGCUGAGCCCCAGCGUGGACGCGGAGGUCCCCAUGGACUACAGCAGCAGCUAUGACUGCUCAGACAAGCUGUCCAUGGACGACUCAGACGAGGUCUGUAGCAUCCCGGGCUCCUUCUCCCCCGAGAGCAACCCGGACGGGGUCAGCGGGGACCAGAGCGUCUACAUCCCCCUGAUGCGGGUGGUGCAGUCGGUGAGACAGACCACCAGACGCUCCUCCACCUCCAUCAAGGAGGGCUGGAUGGUGCACUACAGCAACAAGGACACCCUGAGAAAAAGGCACUUCUGGCGUCUGGACUGUAAGUGCAUCAUCCUGUUCCAGAACAACACCUCCAACAAAUACUACAAGGAGAUCCCCCUCUCGGAGGUCCUGGAGGUCUGCCCGGCGGGGGACUUCUCCCUGGUCCCGGCCGGCACCCCCCCCCACUGCUUCGAGCUCAUCACCGGCACCAUGCGCUACUACGUGGGGGAGGACCCCAACACGCGGGCCCCCCCGCCCCCCGGCCCCGCCCAGGGGCCCCCCCAUGCCCCCCCCUCCCCCAGCAACGUGGCGCCCAACAGCGGCGUGGGGCGGGAGGUGGCCCGCGCCUGGGAGGGCGUGAUUCGCCAGGCCCUCAUGCCCGUCAUCUUCCAGGACGCGCCCCCACCCAAAAACACACCGCACAGGCAGGCGUCCGUGAGCAUCUCCGUGUCCAACAGUGUGAUCCAGGAGAACGUGGACAUCGGCAUGGUGUACCAGAUCUUCGCCGACGAGGUGCUGGGCUCCGGCCAGUUUGGAGUGGUGUACGGAGGUAAACACCGUAAAACAGGGCGGGACGUGGCGGUGAAGGUGAUUGACAAGCUGCGCUUUCCCACCAAGCAGGAGAGCCAGCUGAGGAACGAGGUGGCUAUCCUCCAGAGCCUGCGCCACCUGGGCAUCGUGAACCUGGAGAGCAUGUUCGAGACCCCCGAGAAGGUGUUCGUGGUGAUGGAGAAGCUCCACGGAGACAUGCUGGAGAUGAUCCUGUCCAGCGAGAAGGGCCGCCUGCCAGAGAGGCUCACCAAGUUCCUCAUCACACAGAUACUCGCUGCGCUGAGACAUCUUCACUUUAAGAACAUUGUUCACUGCGACCUCAAGCCCGAGAACGUGUUGCUGGCUUCUGCUGAACCAUUUCCCCAGGUGAAGCUCUGUGACUUCGGCUUCGCCCGCAUCAUCGGGGAGAAGUCGUUCCGGCGCUCGGUGGUGGGGACCCCCGCCUACCUGGCCCCCGAGGUGCUGCUGAACCAGGGCUACAACCGCUCGCUGGACAUGUGGUCGGUGGGCGUCAUCAUGUACGUCAGCCUCAGCGGCACCUUCCCCUUCAACGAGGACGAGGACAUCAACGACCAGAUCCACAACGCCGCCUUCAUGUACCCGCCCAACCCCUGGAAGACCAUCUCCAGCGACGCGAUCGAUCUGAUCAACAACCUGCUGCAGGUGAAGAUGAGGAAACGCUACAGUGUGGACAAGAGCCUGAGCCACUCCUACCUGCAGGACUACCACACCUGGCUGGACCUGCGGGAGCUGGAGACCAAGCUGUGCGAGCGCUACAUCACCCACGAGAGCGACGACACCCGCUGGCAGCUGUUCGCCCGCGAGAACACCCUGCCCUACCCCGCCCACCUGGUGGCCGCGGCCCCCGCCGGGAUGGGCUCCGACGGCGAGGACGCAGAGGACGGCGACAUGCAGGGUCUGACCGAGAGGGUCAGCAUCCUCUGAGCGGGGGCACAGGUGCAGCUCCGGGGGCGUCGAGACCCGGACCCGUUGGUGGAGCUCUGGCCGGAGGAUGGGGUGAUGGGGGGGGGGGGGGGCAGAGGGAUUAAAGGACAGGGGACAGACGGCCCUGAGGCGGAGUGUUCCCAGGCCCCCGCCAGAGGGAGCCUCCCGCCUCCCGCCUCUCGCUGAACGCUGUCGUGGUUCCUCUGAUCACUUACGCUCCGCUCUGAGCGGGCCAGACCGACUGGAGUGGUGACGUCAGCCCCCAGCCCCGGCCCCGGCCCCGGCCCCGGCCCCGGCCCCCGGCCCCGGCCCCGGCCCCGGCCCCGGCCCCGGCCCCCGGCCCCCGGCCCCGGCCCUGGCCCCCAGCCCUGGCCCCCAGCCCCGGCCCCCACUGGUCCUUUAGGGGUCGCCCCUGAUCUGGGGCUCCUGAACCCAGGCAGGGCCGUUAGCCGUGGUCUGAGACUGGUCCACUUCCUCCAGGUCCUCCAGGUCCUCAAGGUCCUCCAGGUCCUCCAGGUCUAAGUCCUCCAGGUCUACGUUCCCCAGGUCUAAGUCCUCCAGGUCCUCCAGGUCCUCCGGGUCUAAGUCCUCCGGGUCUAAGUCCUCCAGGUCUACGUUCUCCAGGUCCUCCAGGUCCUCCAGGUCUAGGUCCUGAGAGCUUUCUCCAGGAGGGACGGUCCACCUCCAGGGAGCGGAAGGAAGAGAGAAUGAAUCCCACAUUUAAAAAACUGAAAAUGACCACAAACUAAGUGUCAUCAUGAGUCUGGCUUAAUGUUGUGUCUUCUUAACGCCCCCCCCUUGGGGAGCAGAAUGUUGAUGGUUAUCAAUCACUUCCUGUAUUCUGGUAACCACAGAGGCGGCAGCAGAUACAUCUCUGAGUCUGUUUCUGGAGAAAAGGCUUUGCGGUCGCCUCAUACGUACACACGGGGUGAAGCCACACCGCGUGAGCGUGUCAGGUGACGCAAAGCCUCUGAUGGGAGAGAUGUGCAGAUGUCUGUCUGCUCAUGGCUAACGGUCAUGGCGUCAUGCUUUGUCAGCUGAUCAUAUUUGACCUAGAUGUAAUAUUAUAUAUUACAUAGAUGCUGUUCCUCCAUCUCCCCAUGAAGUCCUGGUUUAUUGGAUAGAGCAGAUAGGCCCAGAGUGGCUGACCACUGUCUCCAUGUCAGGCUGAUAGAGUUUAUUUUAAGUCUAGAUGCUUCUACUCCUUACUUACCACAAGCAGGACCUGUUGUUGAACCCUAUAGCCGUAUCCAUGUAGUGUCAAACGUGUGUAGAGAAUGUAUGAGAUAUAUGUGGAUCCUUCUAGCAUUUGUAACUACAAUACAGGCAUUGAACCAUAUCA
Messenger RNA from Gadus morhua (Atlantic cod), 3668 nucleotides. It is a transcript of the gene prkd2, whose product is annotated as protein kinase D2. The transcript has 17 exons. NCBI's taxonomy places the organism in Eukaryota, Metazoa, Chordata, Actinopteri, Gadiformes, Gadidae. The record is from RefSeq and is a predicted model, not a curated record. Gene Ontology annotation, molecular function: protein serine/threonine kinase activity; ATP binding. Gene Ontology annotation, biological process: intracellular signal transduction; protein phosphorylation; phospholipase C-activating G protein-coupled receptor signaling pathway. Gene Ontology annotation, cellular component: cytosol. Bases 65 to 2326 code for a protein of 753 amino acids.